AUGAAAAUUAAAGACAGAUAUGGGGAAGAUGGAAAUUUGAGUGAUAUGAACACUUUCAGUAUUUCAGACAAGAUUGGGUUUGCUUCAGCUGCUACUACAACCUUUCAGAUAAGUGAGCCUCGGAGCCAAAGAAAGCCAUCUACAUGCUGUGCCCGGGCAGUCCUCGUCAUUUACCUGCUGCUGCUGACGGCUGGCCAGGGGCUGCUGGCAUACAAAGUUUUUAAGAUGCAGAGAGAGAUACUGAAAUUUCAAGAACAAAAUACCUCCUAUACAGAAGAGAUUCUGGAAAGCUCCUUUGCCAGCAAACUGCUUUUGGAGAGAAUCUCUAGAGAGAAGCUCAUGGGACUUGAAGCAGAAAACUGGAGGAGAAGCAUGGAAGAGGAAAUCACUAUAAUUAAAAGCAGCAAUGCAAACCUGAUGAUGAUGUUGAAUAACAUCACCCUGGUUGCAGGGCCUCCUGGACGCCAAGGAUAUCCUGGUCCACCAGGUUUCUCAGGGUUACAGGGACCACCAGGAAUAAAGGGAGAACGAGGAUUCCAAGGCUUACAUGGACUGAAGGGUGAGAAGGGGAGCCAAGGAGAUCCUGGCACUCCUGGCCCGCGUGGUGCACCAGGAGUGGGAGGAGAAAAAGGAGAGAUGGGUCUUCCAGGUCCCCAAGGUCAGAAAGGUGAAACGGGUCAGAAAGGGGACCCUGGACCCCGUGGACCAAUGGGUCCUCAGGGACAGCAGGGAGUGCCAGGACUGCCAGGUUUCAAUGGCAGCACGGGGGAGCCUGGACGUCCUGGGCAGAAAGGAGAGGCAGGUGUAACCGGACCACAUGGACCUCAGGGAAUUCCUGGCAUCGAAGGCAGACCUGGUCAGAAAGGGGAGAAGGGGGACCUGGGGCCCAGUGGUAGUCCAGGAACACCAGGCAUUGCAGGACUCAAAGGUGAAAAGGGAGACAAAGGAGAAUCAGGUCUUCCAGGGCAAAAGGGAUACCAGGGCCCACCAGGAAGCCCAGGCCUAACUGGUCAAAAAGGAAUCAAGGGUGAUUCUGGCAGUCAGGGUCCAAAAGGAGAACCAGGAGUAAAAGGAGCCAAGGGAGACCGUGGAUUGCCUGGUUCACCAGGAACGAAAGGGAGCAAAGGUGAAAAAGGAGAAGGCAGCUGGAGUACUUUUGUACGAAUCGCGGGAGGGGGCAGGAGAGGCCGUGUGGAAAUCUUUCACGAAGGGUCGUGGGGAACAAUAUGUGACGAUGGCUGGAGCACUCAAGAUGCCACUGUGGUCUGCCGAAUGCUGGGAUACACCCGCGCAAUCUCUACCUUCACAGCCACAGCAGGCUCUGGACAAAUUUGGCUUGAUGACGUGAAUUGCAGUGGGAAUGAACGUUCAAUUUUCGACUGUCAAAAGCCAAAUUGGGGUGUGAACAACUGCUCGCACAACGAGGACGCUGGGCUGGAGUGCAUUUGA
Messenger RNA from Nestor notabilis (Kea), 1449 nucleotides. It is a transcript of the gene MARCO, whose product is annotated as macrophage receptor with collagenous structure. The transcript has 15 exons. Lineage: Eukaryota; Metazoa; Chordata; Aves; Psittaciformes; Psittacidae. The record is from RefSeq and is a predicted model, not a curated record. Bases 1 to 1449 code for a protein of 482 amino acids. Gene Ontology annotation, cellular component: membrane.